Messenger RNA from Camponotus floridanus (Florida carpenter ant), 2395 nucleotides. RefSeq names its product protein croquemort. Gene Ontology annotation, molecular function: scavenger receptor activity. Lineage: Eukaryota; Metazoa; Arthropoda; Insecta; Hymenoptera; Formicidae. The record is from RefSeq and is a predicted model, not a curated record. The coding region runs from base 378 to 1856 and encodes 492 amino acids. Gene Ontology annotation, cellular component: membrane; cytoplasm. The transcript has 9 exons.
UCAGAACAGACAGAAUACUCAUCGCACAGGCUGUAUGAUUUUAGCAUGACUUGGAUGAGUCACGUCGAACAUCUGUCAAACAUGUUAAAACUUUGAUGAAUCUUUCCUCUGCGUUUUCGAAAGUUUAUCGCACCGAUAUAUAAUAUCGCGUAGUGAUUGUACACGUACGUAGAAAAAUACGUAUUGCUGCAACGUGCGAGUCCAUGACUCCAUAAGCGACGUAGUUGGCGCGGAAACUCGCGCGCAUUCGCGCGUUACAUUUGGAUACAUAUCGCAGCGCGAGUUGAACACAAUUCGUCGUAGUAUCCGUGCAACGUCAAGCGCAGAGAAGUUGCAUUUAAGGAUUACUCUCGAACAGACCUAUAAUUUCAGCAAAAAUGGAGAAAACCAAUAAAAAGGUUUUAAUUAUUUCAAUUGUCGGUACAAUAAUCGCACUUCUUGGCAUAAUCACAGGAUCACUUUGGAUCACAGUCAUAUACGAUUGGGCAAUCACAAAGAUAUUAACAUUAUCACCAUCAUCUAUAAGUAAUGAUAUGUGGAAGGAAACUCCUAUACCAAUGUAUUUUAAAUUUUAUAUGUUUAAUUGGACAAAUCCGCAUGAAUUUAAUGCAUCAUCAAAUGUAACACCACAUUUUGUAGAAAUGGGGCCUUAUGUUUUUCGAGAAAUUGAUUAUAAAGUAAAUCAAGUAUGGAAUGACAAUGGAACUAUCACAUUUCAAAGAAAGAAAGUAUGGUUUUUUGAAGAAUCAUUGUCCAAUGGGAGUCUGACUGAUAAAAUAACCAAUCUAAAUCCAAUAGUUGCAACAGUCGGAUUUUCCGUAAAACAUAAAUCUAUAUUAAUACGUAAGAUGAUCAACUCAUUAAUGAUGCGUCUAGGAGAAAAAUUAACAUUAACUAAAAGUGUAAAUGAACUGUUAUUUGAAGGAUAUAAUGAUACAUUAUUGGAAAUUGCAAAAAAGAUGAAAACAACUAAUAUGCCUUUUUCAAAGUUUGGAUGGUUUUAUGGAAGAAAUGGUUCGGAAAGUUACGAUGGCACAUUCAAUAUGCUUACUGGAUCAACAAAUUUAUAUAAUAAGGGAUUAAACAAACAAUGGAAUUUCAAAAAUAGAACAGAUUAUUACGAGAGUUCAUGCGGUAUAAUUGAUGGAUCAAAUGGCGAUCUUUGGCCACCCUUACCAAAUAAUAAUACCGUAUCGCUCUUUAUUCCUGAUAUUUGCACAGUUUUGAAAUUAUCAUAUGCAAAUACAACAACAUUUCAAAGUGUAACCGGAAACAAAUAUAUUGGAGAUGAUAAAAUGCUCGAUAAUGGCGAAAAGGUACCGUCAAGACAAUGUUAUUGUCCCAAUGGAGAUUGUGGACCUAGCGGAACCUUAAAUAUUUCAUCCUGUAAAUAUGGAGCGCCAGCAUUCGUUAGUAUGCCACAUUUUUACCUGGCAGAUCCAAGUUACAAGAAUGCUAUAUCGGGACUGUUGCCCAACCCAGAAAAACACCAAAUAUCAAUAGUCAUAGAACCGACUACAGGCAUCCCAAUACAAGUUCAAGCAAAAUUGCAACUAAAUUUAUUAAUAGAACCAAUACAACACAUGAGUAUGUUUGAAAAUAUAAACAAGACAUAUAUUCCAAUGUUAUGGUUUAUUCAAGAGGCUGAUCUAACUGCCAGUUAUGCGAAUCAAGUUAAAAUACUUUUGAUUCUUCCAACAUUGGGUACUGUAACAUGUUUUGGAAUAGCAGGCAUUGGAGUUUUAAUAUUCUUCAUUGGAAUUUUUGUUUACAUUCGACAAAAAUUGCGGAGUGAAGAUAAUCAGGUGUUACUAUCAAAAUACGAUGGCGAUAUUAGGAAUAGAAACGACAUAUAGUUUUCUCUUUUGUGCCAUUGAUAUAAUAAUAGAGAGUUUAUACUUUUUUUAUUAAAUUUUUUGCUUUACUUCCAUUCAAAUUAUAUUCAGGCUUCCUUUUUUAAUUUGAGAAAUUUUCAUAGCAGAGAUAAGACUGUAUCAAUGUCUUAUUAAUGUAUAAUUGAUGAGAGAAACAAUUAACGUGUAGUCUAUAAGAACAUAAAAGUGCCUAUCUUAACUAGUAUAGCUAUGGAUCCAACAAGUAUCAAUCAAUAAUAGGUGUAGUUCAAAAAGUCAAUACUAAGAUGUAAAUAUUAAACUAAAAAAGUUGUUUAUUUCUACAUUCGUCAAAGUAUGAAAUGAAUAUUAAUAUUUUAUUCAAAUGUUAAAAAUCGUGAUAUAAUAUAUUUAAAACAAUCUUCAUAUACAAACAUAAUUAAAACAAUCUUCAAAUACACUAAACCAUCUUUAUGAUGCAAUGUGUGUAAAUAAUAUACUAAGAUGCAAUAAAGGAAAAUCUAAUAAUAGUGGCAAUUUAUCAAAUAUAUGUAGCUAUAUAU